Molecule: messenger RNA, 9762 nt
Organism: Sycon ciliatum
Lineage: Eukaryota; Metazoa; Porifera; Calcarea; Leucosolenida; Sycettidae
Product: helicase domino-like
Exons: 38
Coding region: 185-8599 (2804 amino acids)
Biological process (GO): chromatin remodeling
Cellular component (GO): Swr1 complex
Molecular function (GO): ATP binding; histone binding; ATP-dependent chromatin remodeler activity
Source: RefSeq, a predicted model, not a curated record
AUUCCACAAAUGAGAAGCAAGGAAAAUUUGUAGCUGCUGAGUGCGAUACAUAAUUUUUACUUUGGGCUGUUGUUGCUGGGAAUUGGGAACCCGGGUGAAUGCUGAGACUACCACAGGAACAUCGGAGCGUCCACACCAGAACUCGGCCCCUAUGAUUGUCCGUGCCGCUGUGUGAGGAGAGGCUAUGUCUGGUGUUAAGACUGGGCUGAAGUCACGCAGAGAGCAACAUGGAGAGCGUCGCUCCUUGCCUCCGCUCAACAUUGCUGCUGCGGCACGUGCUGGUGCGGACAGCAGCAACCUUGCCGGGCGGCAGUCAGGGAGCCACCAUGCUGCAGCCAAGAUUGAUAUGGCCGCACUGACUGAAGAGGCUAAGAGCAUGUCCGAGGCGGAUUUGCUGCGGGAGGUUUUGAACAGCAAGCUGUCGUCGAUGGAGAAGAUUAAAUCAAAGUAUGAGUCGCAGCUGAUGGAACUGUUCUUCUUGCAGAGCUCAGGCAACAUGAUGGAGUUGCUGGCCUGGAAGAAGAAGCCUAACAAGUCGCGUGACGAGUUCAUGAUUCAAAACCGCCUGGAGGACGAGGAAGACCUGCGUUCGGUGAGCAGUACAUCAGUAGACAGUACUGAGGCGAAGGCGACCGGUGGUAUUAUUCAAACACCGGGUGGUACUCUCAAGGCCACUAUAUCACGCAAGGACAUGAGCCGGAUAACCUCUUCCUCAGCCGGCGUGUCACGAGAAAAGUUCUUCCCGACCAGCGCUUCUACUGCAGUGCCAGGUGCGCACGCAGCAGCAGCGGCAGCAACAGUGUCGCCAGCCGCGGGCACUGCGUCCUCCGCUGUCACUCCGGCUGCUGCUGCACCGUCAGCACGCAUGCGCUUCACACCUCUAGCACAGCCUACCCCCUCCGCCCAUGCCAGCGCUUCGAACAGUAUAGCAGCUGCAGGCCAUGUUGCUUCAAUCCUGCCGCACGCGGCACACACGGCCACUAGCUCUGCUGCCAUUGCUGCUAGUGCCGCCAUGGUCGCUACACCGGCUACAGAGGAAGACAUCCAGGAGAGCAGGAUUAUCAAGCGUAUCUCUGAUAUCAACAAUGAGGGAUUGUGGCCGGCUUGCAGACUACCCUUGGUGUAUGAGCCCCGACGGCGCAAGACUGUCUGGGACUAUAUGCUGGAGGAGAUGGAGUUGAUGGCUGUCGACUUCUUUCAAGAGCUGCGCUGGAAAAAGGAAGCUGCGAAGAUGCUGGCACAUUCAGCUGCUCGUCAUGUCCUUCAUCAGGAGGCUGAGCUGCUGCAGCGCACUCGAGCAUCAUGCGAUGAUGCAAGCCGCAACAGCAGCAGCACCAGCAAUGAAGAAGUCGUUGGUAAACUGAAGUGCUUGGCGCGGACGGUUGGUGAUGCAGUCAAGAAGUUUUGGAACGAUGUACAGGAGACUGCUGAUAGCCGUGAAGUAUACCAGCGGCGUAUGGCUAUGGAGGAAGCAUUGGAGGAGUGUCCAGACGACGAUGACGACGAUUGUGGCCUUGCCAAAGAUUUGAUGUGGAGUGCCUCUCCCAGUGACUACCAGCAAGAGACACAGUCUGAUGAUGAUGAUGAGACUACCAUCUGCAAGGCAGAGCAAAUACCGAGCGAAGCAGUGAUUGCGGAGGAAGUGCGUCAGUUGCAUGCCGAGAGUGAGCUCAGCCUGGACGAAGUCAUCCACUCGGUUCCUGAGGAUUACUGGGACAGUUACAAGCGCUAUGGUCUAGAUGCAGACCUUGCGGUGCCUAGUGGCGAUGAAAUCUGGUCACUGCUCGCUUCACAGUCGGACUCCUCUGAUAAUGAGAUGGACGCUGAAGAAGAGGUGUGGGUGGUGGAGGGCAGCUUACCAGCCGCUACACCCGCUCAAUCCCUUCCUCUCACAUCAACCAGUGGUGUUGUCAAGCAAGAAGAUGAUGCUAUGGAUGUGGAUGAGUUUGAUGUGAAGGCUGACAUCAAGGUGUUUGAGAAGGCUCUGGAUCAAGUUGCAGAGCUUGCAAAGCCAGCCACCGACAUCAUUGAGAAGGUUUUACAGGAUGGAAAUGCUAAGCAGGCGUCUUGCAAAGCCUUGCCACUGUUGCGCAGCAUAAAGCUACAUCAUUAUCAGAUGCAGGCCAUCCAGUGCAUGAAUCUUAUGCACAAGGCCUCCUGUCCUAUUGUCCUGGCGGAUGAGAUGAGCCUCGGCUCUCGCCUGCAGAUCAUUGCCUUCUUGUCUAAGCUGGCGAGCGACUGCACCUGGGGACCACAUCUCAUCGUUGUGCCAGCUGCGAGAAUGCCAUCUUGGCAGCGCCUGUUGCACAUGCACUGUCCAGCGUUCAAACUCUCCGUGUACUGUGGUGACGAGGAGGCCAAGAGCCUGAUGCGUGAGAAUUGGAGAGGAUGCAAUACGCUGCACGUGUGCCUGACUUCCUAUAGCAUUGUGACCAGUGAUGCCGCGCUGCGCUGCUGGCAUUGGCAGUGUCUUUAUCUUGAUCAGUUGUCAGAAUCUAUUGGAUCACUGUCAUCGUGUGGGCUGAUGAGUUUGGCCCAUCUUCAGGUGCAGCACCGUAUAGUACGCCUUCGGUCGGACCUGUUUGACAGCCCCAAUGGCGCUGGCACUGGCUGCAGUGAGGGAGUAGUGUCAACGCGCACACUCUCCGCCAUCCCGUACCUCCUCAUGCCAGAAGUCUUCUCUAGCCCGGCGUUUGUCCGAGAGUGUAUCACACACCGGUUGUUAGCUGCAGCACGUACAGCAACGCUAACAGCAUCUACCACAUCCGCCGGCGCCUCUAUACCAUCAGCCACAGCAUCUGUGGCAAGCGGGCAAGUAAAGACAGCCGGGGAAACAACUGCAGAAGCAGAAUCAUCGAAUGCUUCUGCUGCGGCCGCUGUGUCAGCUCCUACUAGUCGGCAGGAGAGAGCCGAGCUGCUAAACGUCAUCUCACCGUUUGCUAUUCAGCGUGGCUUUACAUCGGUAUGGCCAACGGGAUGCCGACCGCAGCACACCACCGUAUCGUGUCCAAUGACGGAUCUGCAGUCACGUCUCUACACCCACGCCUUCAAAACAUGGAGUGAUAGGCCACCACCUAGCAGCCUACGCGACUUGCUACCGGCUGUCUAUGAUUUUGUCAAGAUUUCUAGCCACCCAGACCUGUUGUUAUCAGACUCUGGUCCUGGCGAGGUUGCACAGCCGGUAUGCCUGCAAGCACUGCCAUGCCCUCAGCCAUGCUCUCAACCUUCAUCUGCUCCAAGGCUGAUGCUGAAGCACUCCCCCUCUCACGACUUGCAUACCACACUGGAAUCGUUGGGCAUGCUGUGUACAAGUGCAUACAUGACCAACAUGGACAACUCGCAGGCCGUACGCUCCUAUCAACUACUAGUCAGCCGCUACCUCUCCAGGGACAACAUGCUCAAGCCGUUGGCAUGGCGACGUCGGCAACGUGGCUUGCCCACUUGUGCACGGCCUCUUGUCCACGAGGCCAAUCACCAUGGCAACCACGGCAUCGCUAACAACGUUGAUCUAUCCGCCGAAGUCGCACACGCGUGUGAUCGUCCAACUAACCUGUCUGUAUCGGAGCGCAGGACGUGCCAGCAAACACUGGCCCACGUCAGCCGCCAGCGCUGCCAUCGCUGCCCUGUGUAUGGUGCAGACCUGCGCCGGUGUGUCUCCAAGGCCUUGUGGACGCGUGGUUGGUACUCUAGCGUCGAGGAGGACAACUAUGUCAUGGUGCACUCACCGUUUGCACUCAUUGAUGGGCGUCAGGCCAUAGCAGCACGUGAACACAUGUUUGUCAAUGAGAACAUACUGCGCACUGACACUGACACUGGUCAUGAUGCCGGAGAUCUCCUCAGCUGUGCUCAGCGGUGGCGUGAUGGACAGCACGUCUUGUUACGCAGCUGCGAGGUGUCCACAACGAAAGUGGUAGCACCGAUACAGCAGGCCACAACAACAGCUGGUACAAUACAGGGCUGUGACUGGCUAGAUCUCUCAAGCACAGCUUCAUCGCCUGACAGGGACAGUAUGGAGCAGCGAUUCCAGCUUGCUCUUGCUGAGGAGUUAUCAUCGUCAAUUCGUAAGCCGUCCAGGCACUGUCGAUUUGCCGGUAAACUACUCAAGCUCAGAGAGAUCCUGGAGCAAGCAGUCAAGGAGCAGAAACGGGUCCUGGUGUUUCUUCACUUCCCUGAGAUGCUGGAUAUCUUGAGCAGAUAUCUGCGCCUGCUUGGCUUUGGUGUGCUGGUGGUGCAUCAGUCAACACCACUCUCCAAGCAAGAGAUUGCUGUGGAGAUGUUCAACAGCAGUACUAAUCAUCGAGAAUGUCUACUGGUGGACACGCGUGCUGCGUGCACUCUACCACUGCCGUCGGCUGCCAGUAUUGUCAUUCAGUACAAUGCUGAGUGGAACUUGACACGACUGCAUCACAUGCGACUCUUGAUGCAACGCUUAGCGGCUCACCAUGAUGUGGCAUCGUAUACACUUGUUGGAGAGAAUAGCGUUGAGGAGACUCUGCUACGGCAGUCUGACCAGCGGUGGGUCAUCGAUGGCCUGAAGAAGUGUUGGGACCAACAAGAGGCACAGGACACAUCAUCCUUGCUUGACAUCAUGCACGGAAGUCUAACAAGUGGUAUGUCAUCCAGCGCCACAAACUCUUCACUUUGGCUAACUCCAGCACCAGCCACGGAUCAACUGCUCAGUUCGAAGAAGGAGCACUUGCCGGAAAAGCACCGUGCUCUUAUUGAGGAAGUCCAAGAGACCAUGGAUGAGUUGGAGUCACGGUCGUCGUUUGAUUCCUCAUCUCGUGCUUCCAUCUCUCAGUGGGUGUCGUAUUGUCAUGGCAGCCUGCGUCGUGACUCAACACCGGUCCUGUUUGCACCUAGUGCUGCUGUACCUCACAGGCGUAUCCGUCCUUCAGCAACAACCACAGGUGCAAGAGCUGAUGUGCCUCCUCUCACGCUACGACCAGCUCAGUCUGUUGAGGAGUAUGCGAAUCGGGUAAUCCGUACCUCUGGACAAGUUUCUGCCAAUGCUCUAGUAUCGUCGAGUGGUGUAGAGUGGGAGAAGCGACACCAUGAAGCCAAGUCUCGCAAGAGAAGGAAUGGCGAGCGAUCUACCUACCCGCUGACCUAUCCAAGAGAAGGAGAUUUGGCGUUCUUGGAUAAGAAUGCCCAACCGAUGCCUGUGGUAUGUUUUGGUGAGCCUACUACCUGUGAUGAGCCUGAUCAUGUGUAUCCGGCCAGCAACUGGCCAUACUUCCAGGUACCCAUGCCCGAAGUACAGAUGCCAAGACGCGGUGAGCUUGAACCACUUGCAAAGCGUCGUCGACCUAGUAUCAGUACUAAGCUUCGCCUUGGGGUCACCAACACAACACGCACUGCUCCGCCAACGUCAAUGUUCCAUCGCAAGGCACUGGACAGCUUCAAUGCCCGUCGCAAAGACACCAAGCGUAAGACAAAGACCAAGACAAAGGGAACGUUCUCCGUCAUCCGCGGUGGAACGUCGGUUGGAGUUGAGUAUGCGGACACUGGACCAGGAGAAUGGACACCUCUCGACGACUGGGUCAUGAUGGAUGCUGCCAUUAAUCUCCAGAAGAUGUCCUCCCAAGCUGCCAGUGCUAUGCCUGGCCAUCAGCCUAACUGGUAUUUCAUGGCAUCAGCUGUGAACCGGGUCAGCAGAUUGACGCGCAAGAAGGAUCAGUGUCUGACCAGAUUUUUCCACUGUAUUCAACCGAGAGAAGAGGCCAAAGAAGCUGAGGAUGUUGCUGGGGCAACUGCUGAUGGCCAGAAAAAGCCCAAGAACAAAAUUCGACAGCGGUUAGCUGCUAUGAAGGCCGGAGGUGAGGGUGAUAAUGCAGUUGCUACAAGCUGUCUUGCCAUUCAAGACCACCACAUGGCAAUGUCAAGACGGCAAAUUGGCGUGUUCAAAUCGCUUACCGAUGUCUUGGUGCACCGACAGCCAACGGUCAAACCUCUACUGGUAGAUCCGUUUGCAAAAAACAGCAAGCACAUGCAAGUUCUUCAAGACAACAAUAUUGAUUUUGAGAAGCCGUCCACACCAUCGCUGUUUGCAAAUCAGCUGGACAAGCAAAAGCAAGCCAAUGACAAGAUUGCAGCUAGCACCAGGGCCUUGCAGCAAGGACAAGCUGGAAAUAUGAAUCAUGCGCAAUCAUUACAGCGCCGCUUCCACCACCAACAGCAGCAGCAGCAGCAACAGCAACAGCAGCUUCAAGCUCAGCAGAAUGCAGUAGCGGCAGCAGCAGCAGCCGCAACUGGUGCCACUGCUGGUGCCGUUGGUCAAGGUCAGCAGCUGCAGGGCCCACAACAGCUUACAGCAGCACAGGUGCCUGGUAGCUUGACGCUGUCAAAUGUCAGUGGUGCAGCUAAGGGAGUUACACCUUCUGGUCUAAGCACACUGGUAAGCCCCGCCCUGUCAGCUGGCAGUAUUGCUCAGAUUCGUCUGCCAGGCAAUGUAGUGUCUUUGCCCAGCUCCACCGCAGCUAGCGUUUCCGGAGCUGCAUCAGCUGCUGUAGCAGCCCUGUCCAAUGCCAUUGUCACGCAAAGCAGUAUGCAGCAGCAGCAGCAGCAGCAGCAGCAACAUCAGCAACAACAGCACCAGUCAGCCAAUAACAGCAUGUCCGUACAGAACGUAGCGCUUGCCAACGCACAGCAAGCAGCUGCCGCCAGUUCGCAACUCUCACAGAUGCAUGCUGCUGUGGCUGCUGCAGCUGGCCAGCCUGGUAACGUGGCAGCAGCAGCUGCUGUAGCCGCCGGCCUAGUCAAUCCCCAAGCACUGGCUAGAGCUAAUCUUGCCGGUCUGGACAUCGAUCCGAAAACCAGGAAAGUGUACGAAGCACGUCGACUGGCGGCUAUGCAGCAAGCGCAGUUGCAAGCGGCUGCUCAACAGCAGGGUCAAGCUGCUUCUCUGGUUGGCACGAAACCCACCAUUGGCACCCUGGCACGUCUCAGCUCUCCCUCCGGUGUCGUAUCUCCAUCAUCAUCUGUUUCCUCUGUAUCAACUAUGCCUAACGUCAAACCAGCAGCAGCAGCUGGUUCUGCUACUGCUGGCAGUAUGGCUGCUAAUGUGAAUCUUCAACGCACGGCGGCCGCUGUUGCUGCAGCUGGUGGCAGUGGCGCUGCAGGUAGUAGUGGUGCUGCAACAGCUACGGCCGGUGCUGGCAACGCUGCUGCUGCUUCUGCUAGCUCUGCUUCCACAGCAUCGUCCAGUCAAGGCGGCAGCAAUGUUGCCAUUGGUGCUGCUGCUACGCCUGUAGCUCAGUCUGCACAGCAAGCUGCUGUCUCGGCAACACAGCUAGCGGCUGCCGCUAAUUUGCAGCUGCAAUCCCAGCAACAGCGUGCUAUGUUGCCCAAUGGUGGCAUGCGCCAGCAACUGACAGCACAGCAGCAACAGCAGCUCUUGCGCAACGCAGCCGCAACUGGUAGUCUUUCCAAUCUAACACCGCAGCAGAUAGCUGCUAUGCGCCACUACCAUAUCCAGCAACAGCAGCAGAUUGCCCGACAACGCGCCCAAGAGGCUGCAGCCGUUGCUUCCAAUGCUGCAAGUGGCAAUUUAGCCGGUGCUGCUGCUGCUGCUGCUCAAGGUCUACCCGGAGCUCUGCCUGGUGCAGCUGGCCUGGUUGAUGUGACUGGUCGUGCCACUGGUUCGAUGACACGUGGGACUACCCCUGUUGGUCCAGCAACGGCUGCUGUUAAUGCUGCUGUAGCAGCUGGAAAUCCACCAUCUCAACAGCAGCGGCUUCUGGCACAACGUGAGAUGUAUCUCAUUAAGCAAGCCCAUCAAGCCCAGCAAGCCCAGCAUUUGCAACAACGACAACAGCUCCUGCAGCAGCAGCAACAGCAGCAGCAACAACAGCAGCAACAACAACAGCAGAGUCAGGUGCAGGCUGCAGUAGCUGCGAAUCAGCAACCCGUUCCUGUCAAUCAGCAGCAGGUUGUAGCUGCUGCAGCCGCUGCCGGCCUUGCAUCUCAUCAUCCUGGUCAGUCAUCCUCACCACAACAGCAGCAGGCAGUAGCUGCUGCAUUGGCAGUUCAGCAACAGCAGCAGCAGCAAGCACAGUUGCUUAGCAUGCGUGGCCCGUCCGCGGCAACAGGACAGCAGCAGCAACAGCAGCAGCAGCAGGUUUCACAUGUACCACGUGCAGGUACACCAGGAAGUGUAGCUGCUGGCCCUGUAUCACCGCAUCCGUCGCUUCAAAGUCACCUUGUACCGAGUCCUACCCUAAACCAGUUAGCCAGCCCGAUGGAUGCUGGCAGUAUUGCUGUAGCUGCAGGAGCAAGUCAAUCACCACCGCUCAAACCAUCUUCAAUGUUAUCAUUACGCAGUUCUAGCCCAGCUGGCAGUCACACAAGCUCAACGACACCACUGAACGCCGUCACUAGUCCACUAGCUACCACUGCAGCUGCUGCUGUUAGCUCUUCUGCUUCCGCCACCGCCGCUGCAAGUACAGUGCCAGCACAUGCUGAAGGUGAUGUAUCGUCCAGCGUCGCUUCGCCUACUGUGUCCUCGCCGGCGUCCAAUGCUGCAGCUGGUGCAGUCUCUGCCGGUACUACAUCUCCAUCUGGUGGCCACUACCGACUCCGACACCCAUCAAAGUCCUAGUGUGUUGAUGAUUGCAAACAGCCUGCUUGCUUUCAGUGUAUUUAUUACUGGCCUUGAAAAAAAUACACCAGACUCGGGAGUACAUGCAUGGUAGUAGUACUGGAAGUAUGCCUUGUGACUGGACGUUGGUGCUUGCAAACAACUUGACCGCCUUCAGUGUAGUGAUAUGACUGUGCCUUGAAGAACACCCGGCUCUGCUAGCGUUGCAACUACACAUCAUGAUUUGCCGAUGUCUUGUAGAAGGAAGCAUGUGCACGUCAGAACACACCCUGUCCCCUGCCCGUCUGAAGCGAGCAAAACACACUGAAAUCAGACUCUCCCAUCGACCGAUUGUUUUCAUUGUGCGGCUGCAUACGUUGCUGCUGCAGGCUCGGUUGCUCUCUCUCUCUCUCUCUCUCUCUCUCUUUCUCUCUAAUGAUAUUGGCGCGUGCUGUGGUAGUAACCAUUGUAUUCAUGUUCAUCUCUGCCCUUUGUCCUGUAGGUUUGCCCACUGUAUGUAUGGUAUAUGGCAUGGCUGUGCUGUCAACAUUUUCUGUAUACCUGUUGCUCUCUUUCUCUCUCACACACACACAGCAGGACCAGCAGCAGCGAGCUUUGUUCAGAAUUCUGAGAAUGUUAUGGUCUUGCUGGGUGUGUUGUCUAGUCAGCUGUGCAGAUGUGCAGAUGUGCUGCCUUGUACUUGUAUUUUAUUGUGGUGGGAGCUCAUCACUAACCGUUACCGUGACUUUUCUUUUCUUUCCUCCUGUAUUCAGUUGAAUGCCAGACAAUGUCCCCAAAAAAUGUCUGAUUGUUACGAGCAUUUUUCCUCUCCUUUAUGAUCAUCUUGGCGGUCAUUGGCGGCACCCGGACAAGAAAGCUAUGCUUGGUUAUGCUGAUGCCAUUGUGCUAAAGUGCUUCUGUAUGUGUAUGUGAGUACAUGUAUUGGCAAGAUCAUGUGGUCAUCAUGCACUUUCUGGUUUUCACUCUAGUCUGUACAGCUGUAUAAAUGUAAUUUUUUUUAUUAUUAACGGCUAAGCAACGGAGAAGAUUGAUCCAUUUUUAUCUUCGGUGUCUUGUUUCACUGGAUUUUGCUCUUCUUCAUCUCCUUCAGCGCAUUGUGAUGAAGGACAAGAGUUCUUUCAUGAAUUUGUGGGUAUUUAAUCAUGAAAGUACCAUGAUUUUAA